AUGGGUGGACGGCAAUCGUCCGUGGCCGAGGACAGGCCCCGCUCAAAUUCCGUCGACGCUACCAAUGCUUCACGAGGUCAGGAUGAUCAAUCCAGAAAUCCGAGCAGAUCGGUGAUGACGGCAGCUGAAUUCUUGCAGACAAUACGAAAUACUCGUAUAGUUGGAUCAUCGUCGGAUUCAAACGGGUCUGAGGAUGACGCUGGUCCUUCAACACUUCAUCCGCAUCCGAUGAGAUUGCGCCCUCACGGUGGUCCCAUCUUCAGUCACGCACGAACUGGUCGGUUGCGAGGUAACUUUAGUAGACGCUCGAUGCCUGUUUUUAUGAUGGGUGUUGAGGACAUGACUUGUCCGAUUUGUCACAAAACUGUUCCCUCUGACGAAGCAGACGUCCACCUUGUAAUGUGCCUUACUAGACCAAAAAUUACAUAUAAUGACGAUGUUCUUACAGAGGAUAAAGGCGAAUGUUCAAUUUGCCUUGAAGAAAUGCUUACUGGAGCUAUUAUCGCCCGUUUGCCUUGCCUUUGCAUAUACCAUAAACAGUGCAUUGAUGAUUGGUUUAAACGAAAGAACUGCUGCCCAGAGCAUCCUGGAGAUGAUUAA
Angiostrongylus costaricensis is the source of this 600-nucleotide messenger RNA. NCBI's taxonomy places the organism in Eukaryota, Metazoa, Nematoda, Chromadorea, Rhabditida, Metastrongylidae. The record is from the annotation of a GenBank genome assembly.